Molecule: messenger RNA, 3151 nt
Organism: Phyllopteryx taeniolatus (common seadragon)
Lineage: Eukaryota; Metazoa; Chordata; Actinopteri; Syngnathiformes; Syngnathidae
Gene: slc44a1b
Product: solute carrier family 44 member 1b
Exons: 16
Coding region: 239-2542 (767 amino acids)
Biological process (GO): transmembrane transport
Cellular component (GO): membrane
Molecular function (GO): transmembrane transporter activity
Source: RefSeq, a predicted model, not a curated record
CACGGCCUGGUACAACAGUAAACAAAAGGACAAAAGAUCUCUGUGAGUGAUCCCAAGCGCAUCAGCGCAGACCUUAUUCACACAGUGACAACCCCGAGAGCCUCCGAGGCCCUUCAAGACCGUUCAGGAUCCUCCAAGACCUUACACGUCUGUCCACCACCUUCCAAGUCACUUCAGGACCUUCCAAAUCUCUCCCAAACCUUCAAAGACCAUCCGAGACCUCCAAAAGCUUCCUUCCAUGUAUCACCAGGACCUUCCAAGACCUUCCAGGACAUUCCAAGUGUCUCCAGGCCAAUCCGUCAACAUGGAGUCCAGACGUCCUGAGCAGCAACUCCACUUCAGGUUGAAGAGGACAAAGAGAGAAUGGAGACCACUGGAGGAGCGAAGCUGCACUGACCUGCCCUGGUUCCUGCUCUUCAUCAUCUUCUGUGUCGGCAUGGGCAGCGUGUGUGCGUUCACGGUGGUGUCGGGGGGCGCGGCCCGCCUGGUCUUGGGCUACGACAGCUACGGCAACACCUGCGGACGCCGGAACCGACACCUGGACGGGGUCCGGCUCAGUGGCCUGGACCACACGGACAGGAAGUUCGUCUUCUUUUUGGAUCCUUGCAACAUCGACAUCGUUCAGAGGAAGAUGAAGUCGGUGGCGCUCUGCGUGUCCCUGUGCCCCCCGCACACCCUCCACACCUACCACGACCUCAAGACCUUCGCCGUGCUCAAUGGUUCUGAGUUGUGUUCGUACGAGUUAGCGGGUCACAAGUACCCCAGCCUGCCCGAGAGGUUCUCCAAGUGUCCCAAACUUCCCGUCCCGCCCAGCAAGCCUUUGCCGCUCUUCAAUCGCUGCACGCCGGUGGACAUCUCGUGUUACUCCAAGUUCGCCGAAGCCGUGGUGACCUUCGUGAGCGACGACUCCUUCCUGCAUCGAGUCAUCGCCGGCGUGGCGGCCAGUAAAGAAGUCAUCGUAGGGCUUUGUCUCCUCGCGCUCGUGCUGUCAAUGGCGCUGACGGUGAUCAUUCGCUACAUCUCGGCGGUCCUGGUGUGGAUCCUCACCUCGUUGGCGGUGCUCGGGUCUCUAGCGGGCACCGGCAUUCUGUGGUGGUUCUACGUGGACCGCCGUCUCCACAGAAACCACACGGACGCCGAAGAGGACGAGCCGAGUCGGGACGGCGAGCGGACGCUGCUGGUCUACGCCGUCGCCGCCUCAGUCUUCACGGUGAUCCUGCUGCUGCUGAUGCUGUUCAUGAGGAAGCGCGUGGCAUUGGCCAUCGCUCUCUUUCACGUGGCCGGAAAGGUUUUCAUCCAUUUGCCGCUGCUCACGCUGCAGCCGUUCAUCACCUUCCUCGUGCUGCUCCUCUUCUGGAUCUAUUGGAUCCUCGUCCUGCUCUUCCUGGGAACCAGCGGGGAGGCGGUGCGCAACGAGGAGGCGGGCCUGACCGAGUUCCGUCUGACCGGUCGCCUGGAGUACCUGACCUGGUUCCACGCCGUGGGCCUGCUGUGGAUCACGGAGUUCAUCCUGGCCUGCCAGCAGAUGACGGUGGCCGGCGCCGUGGUCACCUACUACUUCACCAGGGACAAGAAGCGACUUCCGGCCUGGCCGAUAGCGCGCGCUGCGUUGCGGCUGCUGCGGUAUCACGUGGGCACGGUGGCCAAAGGCUCCUUCAUCAUCACGCUGGUCAAGAUGCCCAGACUCCUCCUCAUCUACGUGCACAAGCAGCUCAAAGGGAAGGAGAACGCGUGCGCUCGCUGCGUGCUCAAGUCUUGCAUUUGCUGUCUGUGGUGUUUAGAGAAGUGCCUCAAUUAUCUCAACCAGAACGCUUACGCGGCCACGGCCAUCAACAGCACGGGCUUCUGCACGUCCGCGCGAGACGCCUUCGUCCUGCUGGUGGAGAACGCCCUGCGUGUGGCUACCGUCAACGCCAUCGGAGAUUUCGUGCUCUUCCUAGGGAAGAUUCUGAUCGUGACCACGACGGCUUUCGCCGGCGUUCUGCUGCUCAACGCGCGGCGAGAUUACGCCGAGUGGCUGCUGCCGCUGGUCAUCGUUUGUCUGUUCGCCUUCUUGGUGGCACACUGUUUCCUGUCCGUCUUCGAGAUGGUGGUGGACGUGCUCUUCCUUUGCUUCGCCAUCGACACCAAGUACAACGACGGCACGCCGGGAAAGGAGUUCUUCAUGGACAAAGCUCUCAUGGAGCUGGUCGAGCGCAGCCGGCGUUCGGAGCGGGUGGCCGGCCGGGGGCGGACCCGCGUCAAGGAAGCGCCGUCGGAGGGGGCGGAGAUGAAACCCAUGGUGAGUGGCGCAGCUGGGGCCGGCGUCAGCGUGUGUGUGGAGUGGGAGGAGCUGGAGGAGUUCCAGGUGUACUACCUCCUGGUGGCAGUCUUCCUGGACUGCGCGCUCACGCCGCACGCAGACUUCCUGUUGUGCCUCAGCCACGACAUCUUCCUCUUCCUGUGCGUCUACCUGCCAACCUCCACCCUCUUCCUGUUCGUACGCCUGCUGGGCUCCACCCCAAGCUCCGCCCCUUCCACACCGCCUGGCUCAGCUCACUAAGCAGAGCGGCGGGCACGCUUGCGCUCGCGGACGGACGCGCAGAGCGCACGUGCUAACGGCUACAUGCGAACCGCUUCGUGCUUACUGCCUUAUCGUCUGCGUGGUCGUGAUCGUCAUCGUCCUUAUUGGUGGAGUACCGAUACCGCCGGUAUUUAUGAUGCGUCCGAUUUCAAUGAACACAAUGACGGGUAAUUGUGAACAAAGAAGACCUCUCUCUUUCUCUCUCGCUUUCUUUCUUUCUCUCAUUCUCUCCUUCCCUUCUUUGUGAGGCACAUGAUGAUUGGCCAAUGUGUCGAACCGCCACAGUCUAACGCCAACUACUGGCGAGGAGGCCAAACUCCAUGUCAGAUUUUUUUGCCUUAAGUAUCAGUGGCCCGUAUCGUGGGUACCCUCUACCUUGAAACCGGCCCGAUACCGCACUCGCCCGAUCCCUAAUCCUCAUCAUCAUCAUCAUCGUCGUCGUCAUCAUCAUCAUCACUUUGUUCUGGCCAUAUUUUUCCACCACCGCCUCAUUUUCAUCAUCAUCGUCGUCAUCGUCAUCCUCCUCCUCAUAACACUUGACGGCUCCCGGGACAAGUUCAGCUUGACGAAAACCAGCCAGUGGGACUU